GUCCGCUACUCGGAGAUCAUCACCACUUCACUUUGCUCUCUUCGGCUUGUGCUUGGGAACAGCUGCUCCUCUCCUCCGCCAAGAUGAUCAAGAUCGCCGCCAUCCUUGCUCUGGCUGUUGCCGUCCAGGCUGUCCCAGUGAGGUUCAACGCCGAAGGCGACCUCGACACCGCCGCCCAGACCUUCGCCCGCGCCGUCCUCUCCUCUGACGACUCCCUGAGCCAGCCAAUCCCAUACUCCUUCAAGCACGAGUCUUCCACCGAGGAGGGCACCCACACCCACGAGGAGUCUGGUGACGGCAACGGCCGCGUGACCGGCAGCUACACCAUGACCCUCGCCGACGGCCGCCAGAGGACUGUCCGUUACACCGCUGACGAGACCGGCUUCCACCCCGAGAUCGUCACCAACGAGCAGGGCACCGAGUCCAACAACCCAGCUGACGCCAGCAUCACCUCCAGCGCCCUGUCCGGCCCAGACGCUGCCCACGCCGCCGAGCCCGAGCGUCUCCGUCUCCUCGCCUCCGGAGGAUUCAAGUCCAAGGCCUAAGCUGGAACCACUAGGACGCCCUUCCACGGACAACGACGAUGACCACGAAGCGAAGAAUCAAACGAAAAGGCUCUCUCCCCCCUAUUUAUGUUUCCCCCUUCGGCGGCAGAACCUGCGCCACUGUUCUUCAGUGCCUCGUGCAUCUGUGAAGAGCUCAUCCAUUCCUAUUCGAACCAGGCGUCGCGCAAUAUGCGCCGCGACCUUCUAGGCUUUUCAAGAAGAAAUGUACGUACGUCCCCGUCGUGCCCUGUAGUGGGAUGGCGCUGCCCUGGCUAUUUCUCCAGCGCUGGCAAGUGGUCGCGUGUUAAGGAGAAAUGGAAAAGGUCCCCGGUUACUCCCCUUCCGAGAAAGACAAGAAACUGCCAUCUCUGUUUGUAAAUGUGCUGAAGCCAGAACAUGGAAUCUUGAUUGUCGUUUGUA
Molecule: messenger RNA, 965 nt
Organism: Dermacentor albipictus
Lineage: Eukaryota; Metazoa; Arthropoda; Arachnida; Ixodida; Ixodidae
Cellular component (GO): chitin-based extracellular matrix
Molecular function (GO): structural constituent of chitin-based larval cuticle
Source: RefSeq, a predicted model, not a curated record